Messenger RNA from Rotaria sp. Silwood2, 966 nucleotides. The record is from the annotation of a GenBank genome assembly. NCBI's taxonomy places the organism in Eukaryota, Metazoa, Rotifera, Eurotatoria, Philodinida, Philodinidae.
AUGAUGAUUAUCGAUUUAAAUGAUUUACCUGAUGAAGUUCUUUUCUAUUCGAACGAUCAAUUUUACAAGUUUAUAGAGGAUUGUUUAGGUGUCGAUGAAAUGAAUUUACUGAAAAUACAAUCAAUUAAAAACAUUCGAACAUUGUUAAAUGUACCAGAUGUUUUUGCUAUAUUUAGUGUUAAUUGUAAAGAACUUGUUGAUCUUAAAAAUAGUAUUUGUUUUGUCGAUGAAGACAAUAAUAAAAACAUUAUGGUUAAGUCAGGAAUCAAAGCUGGUAUCGAUAAUUUAAUAGCAACACUUAAAGAGAAGAGCAACAAAUAUAUUAAACGAAAAAAAAACUUCAAAUCAUCAUCAUCAUUAUCGUCCGCAACAAAUCGUCCUAAUUCCAAUACAUCUUUAUCAAAUAUAAUGAUUUCUGAUUCUGUCGAUUCAUCGUUAACAUCAACACCAGCAAUAGCACUUAAUUUAUUCCCAAUCAAUGAUUACAUCGAUUUGAUUUCCAAUAGUAUCGAAAAAUUUUCUAUAAAUACUUUUACAAAUAUAAUUUUAAAAAACAACGUUGAUUAUACUAUAUUUUUAACUUUAUUAGAUGCGAACAUAGAUGGACAAAUAAAGUGUGGUUGUAGUGCAAUAAUUAAGCUUGGUUUUCGUCUAAAUCGUAAUUCAUUUCAACUGUCUUCGUAUUUCAAACAUCUAAAGACUAGUCAUUGUUCUAUGAUAAAAAAAAAGAAACAAGUAUUUAUUCAAAAUUUAAAUAAAAACGAUAAAUUAUUAGACGAUUUGUUGCAAAACAAAACUUUUCGUGAUAUGAACGAUUGCAAUGAUUUCGACGAAGAAAGCUUGAAUGAUGAUAAUGAUAGUUCUCAAAUUGCUACUAACACCUCAAUCUCAAGCAACUCUUGUUCUAUUAGUAAAAAACGACCAACAUCAUCAUCAUCAUCGAACACUACAAAGAAAAAAGCAUAA